ACAAGCGGGAGUGGUUGGAGUGGUUGGAGUGGUUGGAAGUGGUUGUUUUUUCUCAAAAUCAUUAAAUCAUCCAUCCGGUCGUCUUUACUUUCUUCUUUUACAAACAACCAGUUAAUCAUAUUUUCCAACACCUCUUGUUUUACAUACAAAAAUCUCAAAACCACAGCCCUCUAUUAGGUCAAACGUCUUUUUCUUAAAUCGUCCUAGUAGGACCCUUCAUCAGCCACAGUUAGCAGCACUACACUGGGGCAAGUUGUUUCGUUCGCUCAUAACUAAAAAGAACCUAGCAACGCGAGUCUCGCUCGUAAAGGGAGAACGAGAGAUCAACAGACCAACAGACCAACAGACCAACACACAAAUUCAAAUAUCGCUGAGCCACCUUUGCUUGCGAUUCAAUUCCAAGGAGGAAGAACAACUCACAAGCGGUUUGUCAUUUCGCCUUCUCGUAAAAGCAUAAGACUUUAUCUAUCUAUCCUUCGGAUUUUGUGAAGGAUACGGAGUACAACGGCCCCUUAUCACAAUAUUAUAAUUUCGAUAAUAAUCUUAUAGCGAUACAACCAAGAGUACACGGACGACGAAUUGGAACAUUUGGAACAUCUGAACCCUUAAUCCCAAUCAACGAAAUCACUUGUAUUCCGGAAGAUCGCCUCACUUUGGAAAGGAAAAGAAAGACUUUUGCUCUCUCAUUCGAUUCUGUUAUCCAAAUCAUCAUCCGAUUUGGGACUGAAGCGCCGGUGGGUCAGCAGGAAUAAUUUCAGUUGCAUUUACGGACAUUCGACUCACAAAGGCCCUCGAGAGCCUGGCAGUGCCUUGUUAUCUGCCUACUCAUUUUACUCAUCUUACCCGUUUGACUACCAAUACAACCGCACUUUCGGACAAGAUCCACUCAAGAACGACCUGUAUCGCGUCAGCAAUCCCCCAGACAUAGUCAACUUGACAUUACAUUACAAAAACAUGGCUCCAAACGACUACAAUCUUUGUUAGUGAUUCCUUCUUCUCAUAGAUAUCUUUUGGUCAAUGGUCAUUAUAUCAAUACCCCUGCCGAGAAUUUAUUCUUAUUUCUUUUGGUUUUAAUACCCAUUGGUUGAUGGGUGAUACUUACUACUAUGUUCAAUUUAGACACUACGAAGCGGGCCGCGCGAAAAGAAGCAUGGCAUGGUCCAGGAACAGAAUGGAACCCUUUUUCGAAAACCACAAGACGCAGUAGUACAUUUCCAGCUCAACUUCCCGAUGAGGAAGCUUUAAGAGGUUUCGAGGACGCUGGCCUAAGAAAUGUAAAAACUGAAGAUGGACCACGAUCAUCAGCUAGUCAAGCACCGUUCUUUACUCAGCAAGGUGGAGGUGCUGUGGAGAUGCAGCAAUUGGACAAGACACCUACGAAUAAUGAAGGACGACCUAGUGAUCCAAGUACGGAAGGGACAAUUGUUGGAAGGCGAUCAUCGCGACAACCUAGCAUGGAAGAGAAGGCUCGACGAAGAUUCCUCAGCGGAUGGAACAAGAAGGACAGGGAACAGGUAGAUGGCGAAGAGAAGAAGAAAGGCGGAAUAUUCAAGGGAAAGGAAUUGAAGCAUGAACCUUUCACCGUGAGGAAUCAAUUACAAAACACCAUUUUCAAUUCGUGGAUCAACAUUUUACUCCUAGCUGCACCGGCCGGUAUCGCGCUCAACUACGCCAAGGUCAAUGGGAUUAUAAUUUUCGUCGUCAACUUCAUUGCUAUCAUCCCAUUGGCAGCUAUGUUGAGUUUUGCAACCGAGGAAAUCUCUCUCCAUGUAGGUGAAAGUUUAGGAGGCUUGCUAAAUGCUUCCUUCGGGUAUGUAUCACACAUCGCGCUCUAUGAUUUCAACUAACGUUAAUCAGAAAUGCUGUCGAAAUGAUCGUUGCAAUCAUUGCGCUAGCGAAAGGAGAAGUCCUCAUUGUCCAAACCUCCUUGGUUGGCAGUAUUUUAUCCAAUUUAUUACUCGUCAUGGGAAUGUGCUUCUUCUUUGGAGGACUUAGAAGAGAAGAACAAUUCUUUAAUCAAACAGUUGCUCAAACGGCUGCAAGUUUAUUGGCCCUCGCUAUAGCCAGUGUUAUUGUCCCUACCGCCUUCGAUUUAUGGAGCACAACAACCGAUGCUCCAAUUGCGGCUAUCUCUCGUGGUACCUCGGUCAUUCUUCUUGUGGUAUACAUCGGCUAUCUUUACUUCCAGUUGCAUACACACGCUACAAUCUUCAAUGAAGAGAGUCAAAAGGUACCAAUGAAGCCACGCAAGAAUGCUUUACCACAAGGUGCAAUCGCAAAGAGUUUGGCCAAGGCUGGUGGAAUUGGGGCGGGGCCUGGUAGAGCGAACAUCACGGAGCGACCACCUAACGACGAACUCAUCAACCCAAACGCACAUGAAGAGGGAGAGGAGGAGGAAGAAGGAGCACAACUACAUAUCUUGGUCGCCUGGGCUACACUUGCAGGUUGCACUGCUAUCAUUGGACUUUGCGCAGAAUUUAUGGUCGAUAGUAUUGGCGCAAUUACUGCUAAUGGUGCAGUUUCGGAAGAAUUUGUUGGUCUUAUUCUCCUUCCUAUCGUUGGAAAUGCGGCAGAGCAUGCCACUGCAGUAACGGUUGCUUGCAAGGAUAAGAUGGAUCUUGCAAUUGGUGUCGCCGUUGGUUCUAGUAUGCAAGUCGCGUUGUUCCUUAUCCCCUUGCUGGUCGUCAUCGGAUGGAUCAUGGGCAACGAUGCAAUGAACUUGAGUUUCGAUGGUUUCCAAGUUGCUGUCCUUUUUGUGGCUAUCUUACUGGUCAACUAUUUGAUUGGUGAUGGUAAGAGUCAUUGGUUGGAAGGAAUGCUUUUACAAUGCCUGUACAUGUGAGUAAUAUUUCUCAUCUUCAUGUUAUCUUCUACUGACAGUUCAAUAGAAUCAUCGCAGUAUGUGCUUGGUACUACCCAGCAACAGGUGUUGCAUAAACUAAACCAUACCAAAAACUAUUAAGCCAAAGAUCCUGCUUCUGGCUCAAUGUCGAGCCAAUACUGUUGAAGUCCAACUUUUAUUGGUAUUUUUAGCCCCUCUCAACGCGGCCAAUUUCUUCGUUUCAUCACGAGGUUAUUCUUUUAACAGCCACAUCCAUCCUCGAUAUUUACGGCACACACAAUUAACAUUUAAUGUUUAUGCCCCCCCUUUCAUCAUUCUUUUUGUUCAUACUUUACAUAGCCCGGUACACCAAAUACGGCAUACCCCAACUGUACAAUAUGAACGCCACCUCUUUUCACGCAUGUACAUAACCCACAAAAUCACAGGCGUUUUUAUGCAAGGGAGUUGUUUGCUACCUUGGUUAGGUGUCAUAGGAGUUAGAUUCGAUACAUACUAUUCGCAUUUGUUCGCAUUUUCAGUGGAAGAAGAUAGACGGUUGAAGACGAAUGUGGCAUGAAUGCAAAAGAUACCAAAUAGAGUUUGCGAGGGA
Molecule: messenger RNA, 3431 nt
Organism: Sclerotinia trifoliorum
Lineage: Eukaryota; Fungi; Ascomycota; Leotiomycetes; Helotiales; Sclerotiniaceae
Source: the annotation of a GenBank genome assembly